Messenger RNA from Effrenium voratum, 759 nucleotides. The record is from the annotation of a GenBank genome assembly. Lineage: Eukaryota; Dinophyceae; Suessiales; Symbiodiniaceae.
AUGGAGAGCCUCGCCGCGGCCGUGUCUGACCAACGCUGCGAGGUGCAGUUCAAGCGGAUGACGGCCGGGAAGGAGCCGGUAAAGUCUGGGGCCGCGCUGGCGGAGGUCCAGACGCUCCUCGCCGAGUCCCGCGGCGAGGAUAGCGUGCUGCUGAUGGACGAGACAUUGCUGGCGCCCUUCGCACAGCGCAUCUUGGAGCAAGCGCCCGCGUACCUGCAGAGUGACUGGUUCCACCUCUUCCCUCCCAGCUGGCAGCCAUCCCCACUCUGUUUGAUCUUGGGAGGUGUCGGCGCCAGAUCUGACCUGCAUGCAGACCCUCUGGCUUGGACAGGCUGGAACUGCUUGCUUCGCGGCCGCAAGCUCUGGCGCUUCUUCCCCGCGGGCCGGAGCGCUUGCGAUGCUGAGCCUCGCUUCGGCGCGGUGCCGCGGCCCUUCGGGGUGGGCCGCGGGGAGCUGUGCGCCAUCGGCUGCGGGCGCGGCAGCGCCAAGGACAGCUUUCAGGAGGACCUGGGCCCGUGCUUGGAGUAUCUGCAGCAGCCCGGGGAGACCUUGAUCUUCCCGGGGCACUGGUGGCACCAAACGUACCACCUGACAACCACCGAGGGCUUUGCGGGGCAGCUGCUGAAUGGUCAAAACCUGCGGCGGGUUAUGGAGCACAUUGUCAGCUGGUGCCACUUGGAGGUAGAAGAGGAGAUCUGGCAAAGGCCGCACCAGGAGGUGAUCGCCCAGGUACUGAGCGAGGCCGUCGACUCGAUGUAA